AGUCCGCCUUGUGGUCGGCAUACAUGACGCACGAAUCAAUUCCACAUUUGAAUUUGAAAAAGGCGGGAGUUGAAGUGUUUUUUUUUUUCAAGUUUUGAAAAUGGAGUUUAAGGUUUUGUUUUUAUGCUUGAUUUUGCAGCACGGUACCGAAGCCUGCUUCACGUACAACCAAGUCGAGAAUACCAAAGUGAAGACCGGCAGUUCAUUCUACCAGGAGUGUCACUGCGACGAUCCCGGAACCGGGAUUAAUCUCAAAUGGCUGGAUAGCAGAGACAAAGAAAUUGUGCCGUUGGGACCAGGUACAAAAUCGAACGUGUAUUCCGAGUGGAUGGACAAGAGCACGUACAGUGUGUUCAUCGCGAACAUCACCAAGUCUAUAUCCGGAGCGUAUAAGUGUAUAACAGUCAACAAUGGGAAAAUAUACACGCUGACUUACAACGUGGAGGCUUAUGACCCUCCUUACUUCGUAAACACGGAGAGUACUCAGUACGUGGUGAGCGGGAGAGACGCGCUCGUCACGUGCGAGGCGCGAGGAGAGACGGAGCCUAUGAUCGCCUGGCACAAAGACCGGGAGGGGUUGAUUGAGAUAGCGAACGACGAGAAGUAUGAAGUGUCACCAAAAGGUCUUCACAUAAAGGACAUAACGAAACACGACAGCGGCGUUUACAAGUGUACAGCAUCAGACUUGGAGACCGGCGAAGGAAUUGAUAGAGAUAUUAAUGUAGAGGUUAUAUCGGUGCCAAUUAUAACCGGUGUGAUCGCGACACCGAACAGCAAGGUACAUUAUGGCGGGAGUCUAACCAUUGAAUGUUUGGCCAGCGGAGUUCCCCAUCCUGAGUACACGUGGAGAAAAAUUAAUGACACUGCAAAAGACAACACAACAUGGCGACAAGUAGGCAAUAAGAUAAUAUUCGACUCUGUGGAAGCUGCAGACCAGGGCACAUAUGAGUGUACAGCAACUAAUUCUGCAGGAAAUUACACCAUGGGUAUACCUAUACAGGUACUAAUACCGCCAACAAUAACGCAGUUCGAUAAUGUAACGGCCGUGGAGGGGUCUACAAUGCAGAUCGUGUGUAAGGCUAGCGGCCAACCCAUGCCCAAAAUAAAUCUUAUGUAUGUUGGUGAAGAGCCUACUGAUCAGAGUAUCGUUUGGAACACGAAAAAUGUAAGCGAGACAGAAAUAGAGUUCUAUCUGACGUUCCUGAAAGUAAACUGGACCCACGCUGGGACCUACCUCUGCAAUGCAAGUAAUGAAGUGGACUACGUGACGGAAGAGAUGACGUUGACGGUGGAAUUCCCGCCGUUCUUCCCCGAGACCAUGGAGAGCGCUUGGAGCUGGCGCGGGAGGCCCGCCAACCUCAGCUGCGAGCAUCUUAGUAACCCACCAUCUGAAGUUACUUGGAGGUACCACGCAAACGAAGUUCCUCCAAAGGACCAAGUUGAUAUAAACAGGCUGAUCGCAGCCAAGGAACACGACGUUUGGUUGUCCUUAGACGAUGCGAAUUUGUACGGAAUAUUCGAAUGUAUAGCGAAGAACAGGAUCGGCGAAACGCGAAAAAUGAUCAAUUUACAGGAAGGAAGUGUACCACCGAUUGUAAAUAACGUGACCACCAUGGAAAUUACAGCAACGUCCGCGGCGUUUUCGAUCCAAGCCCCGGAAAUUGUGAACGGACCACCCAUCAUCGGGUACCGGGCAGAAUACGACGAGCUACAGAACUACAACAUCACAGACAUACACACAAACAGGACUUGGUCCAUAGAUAGAUCGUUUAAAGUGGACAAACUCAAGGCCAAUACGAGUUAUCUGAUCAAGUUUGCUGCUAUCAACGAAGUUGGGGUUGGAGGUUGGAGCGAUUUUGUGGAGUUUGUGACUUUGGAAAGGAAACCCACAAUGUCCCCUCCAGACGAGCCCGUAUGGGAUGUGAGUAAAGAGGACGUGGCCAAGUACCGCACACUCAGGUGGAAGAGUUUGGACACCAGCGAACCGAUUGACUAUUAUGUUUUACGACAGUGCCUGACCUACAACGGCUCAAUAGACGAUGACUAUUGCAUAGAAAUAGUAGAAUCGUCCACAGAGUACCACAUCACGGGGGCAGGCGACAUCUAUUUCGAACUAGUCGCGCACAAUUCUCUGGGGAAUUCGUCUGCUCUGUACAUGAUUAUCACCCUGACAGGUGACGAAGAACCGCUCCUAUCAGCUGGUGGUGUCAUCGGUCUAUCAAUAGUGGUGGUGUUUGUCUGUCUGGUCCUGCUAGACCUUCUACUACUGACCUGGAGACGACAGGGUAUCCUGGCGAAUUGCUGCUUCAAGAAGAAAGAUGGAGAUGAAAGUUUGAAUUCGAGGGAUAAAAAGGAGCUCCUAAAAGAUGGCGAAAGCACAAAGCGACCGAGCAACGGCCAUAAAGAAUACGAGUACAAUAAAACUACCGGCGUUAUUACUGGGAAACACUCUGCCGUGUAGCUACUCUGUAAACUCGUAUAAGUACUAAGUAGCAACUGUAUAAUGGAUUAGGACUUGUUUACUCUGUGGCAUUUAGGAGACAAAAUUGUCGCUAAAACGCUCUACUUUUUAAAAAUAUAUACAGAGUGUAACACACGAAAGUUAUAAUACUAUAGGGGGUGUAUUUCAUUUCUCAUUAUGAGAAAUCUAAUGUGUUUCUAUAGACUAAGAAGCUAAAAGUAUCUUACUCUUUUAGCUCUGCUACUUUUUACAGUGAACCUAAACAAGAGAUACAUACACGUUACACUCUGUAUAGUCAUUAGUCAAGUGUAUACUGAUAAUU
Aricia agestis (brown argus) is the source of this 2783-nucleotide messenger RNA. RefSeq names its product fasciclin-2-like. Gene Ontology annotation, biological process: cell adhesion. Bases 101 to 2461 code for a protein of 786 amino acids. Gene Ontology annotation, cellular component: membrane. The transcript is spliced from 17 exons. The record is from RefSeq and is a predicted model, not a curated record. Gene Ontology annotation, molecular function: protein binding. NCBI's taxonomy places the organism in Eukaryota, Metazoa, Arthropoda, Insecta, Lepidoptera, Lycaenidae.